Cladophialophora yegresii CBS 114405 is the source of this 1773-nucleotide messenger RNA. RefSeq lists its product as uncharacterized. The record is from RefSeq and is a predicted model, not a curated record. The transcript has a single exon. Lineage: Eukaryota; Fungi; Ascomycota; Eurotiomycetes; Chaetothyriales; Herpotrichiellaceae. Bases 1 to 1773 code for a protein of 590 amino acids.
AUGGAAUACGCAACGCUCGAGUCGCGUCUAGCGACCUUCGAACCGCCGACAAAACGCUCCAAAAUCGGCUGGCCGCACAAAACACCCACCCCGGACGAAGUCGCCCGCGCGGGCUUCUACUACAAACCCUCCAAAUCCAGCAAUGAUAACACCAUCUGUUAUCUCUGCGCAAGCCAACUCGGUGGGUGGGAGGCCGAUGAUGACCCGGUCGAAGAGCACUUGAAGCACUCUCCAGGAUGCGGGUGGGCUAUAUUGAUGAACGCGUCGCAAGAGGCGAAGCAAAACCCCGAUACCAUCGAAGAUCCCACGGGUCAACUCCUCACAGAUGCAAGGCGAGCAACCUUUGCCAUUGGCUGGCCACACGAGUCAAAGCGGGCAUGGAAAUGCAAGACGGAGAGAAUGGUCGAAGCGGGGUGGCAUUUUGCACCCGUUGCAGAGGGCGAGGAUUAUGUGUCCUGCGCUUACUGCAAGUUGUCGCUAGAUGGCUGGGAACCAAAAGACGACGCUUUCCAAGAACACUAUAGACGAUCGCCAGAUUGUGUUUUCUUCCAGUUCGCAGGGAAUACCGCGCCGGCUAAGCGCCCAAAAGCGAAGAAGGGACGCGCGUCAAGGACGUCGAGAUCAUCCAAGGCUUCGACGCGGUUAUCAACACAGUCAAACUCGCAAGACGUGACUAGCUUGUCCGAGGUUCCUAGUGUCGCCCUCGAGGAUAUCCCGGAUCUGGAUGACUCGAUCGACGCGAGUGAGAUGUCUACCAUGUCGGUCAUGUCAACAGCAUCUACAGCAACCGCGAAAGGCAAACGGAAAGGCGCAGGAGGUCGGUCAAAGGCAACAAAGUCGAAGAAAGCCAAGACCACGCGAUCCACAAAGACGAAGAAGGAAGAGUCACAACCUGAAAUUGAGCUUGAAAUGCAGCCCGAGCCAGUACAGGCGAUAGCAGAGACUUCGAAAAGCGUCGCCGCCGAUCCUGUACUGUUACAGGCAGAAGAGAUGUAUCGGACGCCUGAAGUCGAAGACCAAGAGGAGCAAGUUGUGCCUGAUGCUGAGCCUAUCCCAGCGGCAGAAGUCGCGUACCCAAACAUUCCACCAAAGAACACUCCUCCCAGGGUAACGAACUCACCGCGCCAUUUAAGCCCCGUUGCCGCACAGGAUCACUCGCCCACGCCAAUAAAACCACGCUCAAAUCGUUCGUCACUAGCAUCCACCAGGAAAAUAACACCCCAGUCAGCAACAACAGGAUCACGAAUACAGCCAAAAUCUAUCACCACGCCCUCACCUGCACCAACCCAACCCCAAACUCAAACUCAACAGGCUAAUACCCACUCACCUUCCCCUUUCCCGUCGCCAGCAACAGCAACAUCCGACAUCGAGAACGCCCCUCCUUCGACGCGCUCUCCACGGUCGCGCCCUCCAAUCCCAACAUCCUCCUCGAUCUCGCCCGCCGUUCCUCCCAACGCCAACCCGAACCACAGCCUUGAGGACAUUUCUUCUACGCCCGGCAAGCUCAUGGCCCAACCCAAUUGGAUCCCCGCGGACGUGGAACUGAUCUUCGCGCCCACCACGCCCGCACGCGCCGAGAACGAGAUUCUUCUCGCAUUGACGGGCGCGCAGCUCUCAAGCCCGGAGAAGGAAAUGACGGUGCAGGAGUGGAUCGAGUUUAUCGCCGCGCGGGCCGAGGAGGGGUUGCGCACCGAGGCCGAGCGCGUGGUGGGCGUGUUUGAGCGCGAGGGCCAGCGCGCCAUGGGCGUGUUGGAGCGGAUUUCUUGUAUGUGA